Molecule: messenger RNA, 2779 nt
Organism: Puntigrus tetrazona (Sumatra barb)
Lineage: Eukaryota; Metazoa; Chordata; Actinopteri; Cypriniformes; Cyprinidae
Product: lateral signaling target protein 2 homolog
Exons: 2
Coding region: 385-1947 (520 amino acids)
Source: RefSeq, a predicted model, not a curated record
GUCCUUUCACCAAAUCCAAUCGAUUGUGUUCCAGCUGUGUUCCCCCCCAUGAGUACAUGUUUUUUUAGUGACUGCAAUGUGGAGUCAUUACAUCAGAAUCAGAUGGAUAUUGGGUGACAGAAAGCCCUGGCAGCACUAAACCUUGUUUUACUCCUGCUGCUUUACCCUGGUGGAGAAACAUCUGCUCGUGAAAGGAUGCACUUUUGAAUAUAUUUCUUUACAAGAUCAUCCAUUCUUCAGAUUCCUGGGAUUUCAACAGCAAAUUUUAAACAAACCAAGGAUCACAUGCCCAAAUCAGAGCUGAACAAAUAAUUUUCAGGAAUUCUAGGGGAGGCAUCCACAGAGUAACACAGCUAAAUACUGAUAGUGUAGUGAGUUUAAGCAAUGGAAAGAUACUUCACACCUGUGCGGGGCUCCUCCGAGGAUGAGGUGAAAAUUUAUAAACAUUACCAUCCCAUACCUCAACAGCAUCCUCACAACCAUCAUUACCACCACAACCAAUAUCGCCACCAUGGAUCACACAGUCACAGCUCUUCAAGCAGUCAUGGGAAGCACACCGAUAAACAUACUCAUCAUCACCACGACAACCAGCAUCACUUUUAUCAUCCCGCUAACCCUAAAAUGUCUGGAGACCAUCACAGCUUCUCUAAAAGGUCUUCCUCCAGUCUGUCCUCAUCCUCUUCCACUUCCUCAUCUGCAACUUGGACCUCAGAGCCCAGCCUGGAUGAUGAGACGUAUUUCAUGCACAAGCCCCAGCAUUCCCUGUCCUGUUCCAACAUCCCUGAGGUCCGAAGGAAAAGCCAUGACAGAGAAUCCGAGGACUUUGAUUUUGAUCAGAGAGAUCAGAGGCACCGCCACAGCCUAGAAAACGCUGUCGACCUGCUGCCUGCUUCUCAGCAUGGACAGCGGAUGGCAAAACUCUCCCGGGGCCAUAGCAAAAGCGAGGAGGGCCUCCAACAAAACAAGCACAAAGAUGGUUACUCAGCAGGAUCUCACUCCAUAGAUCAUGGGCCACUUUACAAGACCGCAAGCUUGGGACAAAGCCUUGCCUUUGGUGGCAAUAACGACAACACUCUAGGUGGCAGGGUGGUUCCCAAGAAGGCCGUUUCAUCUAUUCAGCUGCCCAGCAAAGGUAUUCUGAAAAACAAGGAUGAGGGACAAAAAGAAGGACAUUUUAGAAAAUCUAAGUCUAUGGAGGUGCUGUCCACCAGGGUGCACGCCACGGGAGCAUCCAAACAGAUCUCUAUGGAAGCUGCGAGGGAUAACUUUGUGAAAGGGAAGCUGCAGUUCUCUGCAUUUCUGGACGAGAUCACCAGGCAGGUUAUCAGUCCCCGUGCUCUUAGCUCAUUUGGCGUAAAUACACCAACGCCACCAAAAUCUCCCAAUGAAGAGCGCAAGGACCGCAGCGGCAAGCAGGAGAGCCUCGUGCCGCGACCCAAACAGCAGCCUGUCAAAGCUGAGAGGCCAGAUUCAGGAAAAACUGAUUCAAGCUCACUCUCUCGAUCCCAUAAGAGCAAAUACCACAACCGGACACUGACCAGCUCUCCGCCACCGCCCCGCCGCCCUUCAAAAGCCGAAAGACAGGGGGCUGCUUCAGGUAAACAACACCACAGACAAUACUCUCAGAUGCUCACUGAUGGUACCAGCACCAGCCCAGAAACGAUCCACACCAACCUCUCUAAACACAAAGGGCGACAUCAAAGCAGUCAUGGCCCGUCCAGGAACUUCCAUACUAAGCAUGCGAAGGGAUCACCGCCGCUUCCGCGAGCCGCAGGCCUGGAGUCAGAGUCCCAGUCGAGUAAAUCAUCCACCAGUGCUAGUUCAGAGAAAAGUGACAGACCCAAACACACGGGACACAAGAGGCAAUCCAAACCACACAGGGUGAGUUCAUCAAAAGACCGUAAUGUUUGGAGCAAAAUACGGCCAAAACGUCUUAGAUGUUUCUAGAAAAUAUUAUAAUAAAUAAAUACAUAAAAUAUGAAAUGUGGCCUAUUGUUUUGAAUUCCAAUAAAUUAUACGAGGGCCUACUGCAACCCUGUAACAAAUUUAUUGUAGUAGUUUUUUUUUUAAAUUUGAGUGUGUGUGUGUGUGUCUGUGUUUCUACAUUUAAAAAUCAAUAUAAAAAAAAGCUAAACAGCAAUGAGCGAAAGUACUUUUGUAAUGAUUGGAUUUAAACAACUAUUAAACAUUUAGCAGUGAGUAAGAUAUUAUGCUUUUAUUCAAGGAGGAUGCAUUAAACUAAAAGCGACAGUGAACACUUUUUUACUAAUAUUCUAAAUAUUCUACUUAAAAAAAAAUGCUGUUCUUUUCAAUGUUUUUCAUCUUGGGGGAAAAUGUAUUAUGUUUUUUCUACAACAAUAUCAAGCAAUACAAAAAAUUUUUAGCUGUCAUAAUGAAUAUUUCCUGAGCACAAAAUCAACAUAUCAGGAUGAUUUCUCAAUAACAUUUGAACAGUGUAUAUAAUCCGUGAAUUAAAGAAUUAUUCUUUAUUAUUAUUCCCUUCACAAAUACUUGGGCAAGUACACAUGUUAUUCAAUAGCAAGCACAGAAAUAAAGAUCGAAUUAUUGAUAGCCUUGGAUUAACCUCUAUGCUGGAAGCACGAGGGAUACCCUUCAUUGUGUCCAUAUCCGUUGAUGAACACGAGUCAUCGAUCAAUGGUCUUCUCUGGAACAUAUCGCUAAAAAAAAAUCAAUUUUCUAUUUUCUGUCCUGUUCUGUCCUCUAUUCACCCCCCUCUCUUCUCUCUUGCCCCUAGGAUUCAUCCGGUUCCGUCAACAGA